Messenger RNA from Pocillopora verrucosa, 1724 nucleotides. Its product is annotated as mitotic spindle assembly checkpoint protein MAD2B. Lineage: Eukaryota; Metazoa; Cnidaria; Anthozoa; Scleractinia; Pocilloporidae. The record is from RefSeq and is a predicted model, not a curated record. Gene Ontology annotation, cellular component: zeta DNA polymerase complex.
GUCACCUGUACCGAAGUAACUCCCGAAUAAAGGAUGGCUUGCACAGGUGUAGUGUUAUCUAGAACAUUUAUCAUUGAAGACUAAGCGUCUACUAAAGGAAAUGCAACAAGGGGAAGGAGAAGAGCAGAAUUUUGACCUGUUAACUGUUUCAGGUGGUGUUUUGUGUGAGUUCUUAGAAGUAGCAUUUCACCUCAUCUUAUAUGUGAGGGAAGUCUAUCCUGCUGUGGUAUUUGAGAGAAGAAAAAAGUAUAAUGUUCCUGUACAGAUGUGUUGUCACCCAGAUUUGAACCAGUAUAUCUUAGACGUGCUUCACACCAUGAAGCCCUUAUUGGAGGAGGGCAAAGUUCAGAGGGUUGCCUUGGUUAUUUCAGACAAAAAGUUCAUUCCUGUUGAACGAUUUGUUUUUGAGGUUGGUAAUCCAGAAGGAGUCGGCACAACAGAAAGCCCGGACAAUUUCUUACACUCCACGGAGAGAGCUCUCAGAGGUUUUCUCCUCAAGAUCAAUUCAUGUGAUGCACUGUUAGAGCCAAUCCCGAAAGGAUGUACAUUUUCCAUUCUUGUAUAUACCAAAGAAUCGUCUUUCUUAAAACUGCAAGAGGGUUCCAAUCUUCAGGAGUUUCCUUGGGUUGAGGCAGAUGAACGAACGAAAAUGAAGGAAUCUGUCAUUAUACCUCUUAAAUCAACUUCCACUGGAAUCCUAAAGAUGCAGCUUUUUGUCGAGGAAUGUGCUGAGAGGACCAGGAAUGGUAAAGACAAGGUUGAAGACGUUUGAUAUGAUUGCAUUCUUACCGUCAAAGAGAUCACGCCUUCCACAGACUUAAAAAAGAAAAAAAAUAGCAAUCUUAUCGUUUGCAUGCCACGCCUUGAAUACACUCUAAAUGACUAAAAAUAAAUGGAAAAGUAGUAGAUGGUAACUUCUCUGCUGGUAUCAUCCAUCCGACGAUGAAGGAAUAUAUUUUUGAAGAAACUAAGUGUUUACCACAUGGCAGGUGGAAAAUCAGUCGAGAUCAAUUUAUGGCGCAUCUACACAUUCCAUUUUCCCGCCCUCUGAUAGGCUAAAAAUACAAAAUUGACAGCGUGCUUAGUAGGCUUACCAAUUUAGCAGUGCUACUACAAAUUCACUAACCUAAUGCGGAACAGCGAAACAACAGGCACAGCGUCGUGCUUUUUACAGUAGUUAUUUUUUUUUUUUCGAUAGAAUAAAAGUAUAGACAAUGGAAAACUGUGUCAAUCGUUUUCACUGCAAUAAAAGAUCUCUAACAAGUGUCUUAUCUUACCGAAAUAACGACCGGUCAACGGACAAUGUCCGGACUGAUUGGGGAUUUGACCGAUCAAACUUUUGUCUUGCUGAUAAUGUUGACCGGUCACGCUUGAUCGUAAUGAAAAUGACUGAAAAAAAUUAAAGUUUCCAUGCUGUUCAGUUGUUUCAGUAGUUAUCAGUAUGUAGCAAGUCGCUGUGUAUUGCGCAACUUUGGUCUGAAAUCCUGGGUGAAAUGCAACUAGAAUCGUUAACAAUUCGCGCAUUGAAACAGACGUGGGUUCGGGCACUUCCGGUCACAGUAUUAAAAAUAAGUUCACUUUUAUUAGUUAAUUUUAAAGUUUUACAUUUCUCCUUGCAUAUACAGUAACUACUCAGCCCAGAAUAAAUAUAAUCAAUGCUAAGGAACUAUACUUUAUAAAACCAAUAAUUGUUCAUCUCUUCGCAAGGUUAUCUACGUGUUUAU